Molecule: messenger RNA, 1401 nt
Organism: Papaver somniferum (opium poppy)
Lineage: Eukaryota; Viridiplantae; Streptophyta; Magnoliopsida; Ranunculales; Papaveraceae
Product: aspartic proteinase CDR1-like
Exons: 1
Coding region: 1-1401 (466 amino acids)
Cellular component (GO): extracellular region
Source: RefSeq, a predicted model, not a curated record
AUGGGUACUUCUUCUUCCUCCUCAUCAUCAAUUUCCUCUUCUGCUUUAUUGCUUCUAAUUUUUCUUAUUCUCGUAUCAUCAUCAUCAUGUUUCAUCUCUGCUACUUCAUUCUCAUUCUCAGAUCAUAAACGUAACACGAAGCCGGUGGGUUUUACAGCGCGUUUAAUUCAUCGUGAUUCACCAGAGUCGCCAUUCUAUGACCCUAAACUUACAGAUGCUGAAAGAAUGAGGAAUGCAGAAGAGCGAUCUAUGGAACGGUAUAACCACUUCACAAGACGUCCUAAUGAUGUGCGAGCUCCUGUUGAUUACCGCACAUCCGCAUUCGUGAUAAUUUUUGGUGUAGGUACACCUCCAGUCGACACUUAUGCCUUGAUAGACACGGCUAGUGAUAUGACGUGGAUCCAGUGCAGACCCUGCGAACAAUGCUACACCCAGGACAAAGGAGUACCCAUAUUUGAUCCUCGCAAAUCCUCCAGUUAUGUAAAAAUAGGAUGUGAAGAUCCAUUAUGCAAUGGAGAAUAUCCUGGCCAACUCACGUGCGAUAGAGACGGCAUUUUUUGCAGCUACCACCAGAGCUAUUAUGACGCUGCGCAGUCAGAGGGGAUUUUGUCUAUUGAUAAUUUCAGCUUUCUAGAUGAUACUCAUUUUGAUGGGACGAAGAUCAAAAUACAAUUACCAUUUGGCUGUGGACACAAUAACACCUACCCGAAUGGUGAUUAUGGAAUACCAGGAGUUUUUGGUGUAAAUAAAGAUGCUUUGUCUUUCAUUUCACUAAACAAUAUCGACCGCUUUUCCCAUUGCUUUGCAUCGAUAUACAGAAAGGGAUCGCCAAAAACAAGUCUAAUACGCUUCGGAGAAGAUGCAAUUAUCACCAAUGAAACCACUCCGAUGGUGGGAUUUGGGAAUAAAAGUUUUCCACUUUAUUAUGUUAGUUUGGAAGGAAUCAGUGUCGGCUUGACAAGGCUUAAUAUCCCACAAGGAACCUUCCAAAUUUCAGAAACGGGUUAUAGAGGAGUGAUUAUUGAUACCGGUACGACCAACACAAAUCUUGCUGGAGAUGCAUAUGAUGUAUUGCUUGCAGAAUUGGAGAAACGGAUUAUACUGGAAAGGGUGUCUAUCUCUAAUUAUGAGCUGUGUUACCUGGUUGAAACCAUGGAACAAGUGAUUAAUGAUUUUCCAAAGAUAACUUACCAUUUUACUGGUUUGAAUCAUACUCUAGAUGUUUGGAAUGCUUGGUCACUCUACAGUGGUAAAUAUGGCCUCACUGUAUGCCUAAGGUUCAAGCGAGCAACAGAUGAUCUGACAAUAAUAGGGUUUCAACAUCUACUAGAUGUUAAUGUCGGCUAUGAUUUGAGAAACAAAGUAAUUUCUCUCCAAAACGGGGAUUGCACCAAAGAGUAA